This is a messenger RNA of Penicillium griseofulvum, 1290 nucleotides long. RefSeq lists its product as uncharacterized. Gene Ontology annotation, cellular component: cellular bud neck; plasma membrane. The record is from RefSeq and is a predicted model, not a curated record. The transcript is spliced from 2 exons. Lineage: Eukaryota; Fungi; Ascomycota; Eurotiomycetes; Eurotiales; Aspergillaceae. The coding region runs from base 1 to 1290 and encodes 429 amino acids.
AUGAGUCCAGCAAAUAUUACAUUAUGGGCCCGAGACACUGUGAGUGAUCUCGAGUCAGUUCCAAGCACAUUUUCCAGCUGGGACAAAUGUAUGGCCAAAUCGUACUGCAAGCGCAGAAACAAAACCCCUAAGCACUUUGAUGACCCUCAGUUCCACCAGCCUCCGCCACCUGCAGUAAAUCCGGUCUAUCAAGCGUCACCAGCCCCACCCUCAUACCGCGGCGCACAACAGAGAGCACCAUCGUUCCGCGGCGCGCAGCAGACUGCGCAUUUCGACUCACCCAAGACCCCGGCCGCUCAUGUCAAUGAGGACGCCCUGCCCGAGAUGCCUACCUGGGCUGGUGCUGUUGACAAGCAUGUUGAAGACCCAAAUCAUCGCGACGACGUCGAGAUGGAGCCAUUGAACCCCCCGGACCGAAAACAGGGUGCGGGUACACCUGGUGUCGCUUACUCUGACUAUUCACCCAACCCAACCAUGGGUGGGGCCGGGGCAGGAUAUAGAGGAUUUGGGCCUACUGACCCGCAUGCACGCCGGUCUCCCGGCCCUGGAGUAGCGUUGAAUCCUGUUCAAGACCCCUAUGGCCGACGUUCGCCGGGGAUGCCUUCCCCUGGGGCAGCCAUUGAUCCUUAUUCGAGAAGAUCACCGGGCCCGGGGGCGGCACUUAGUGCUGCCCAGGAUCCAUACGCCCGACGUUCCCCUGGCCCACCAGUAGCGCUGGCUGCCUCCCAGGAUCCGUACGGGCGGCGCUCUCCCGGCAUGCCAACCCCAGUCCAAGCAGCUGGCUAUGGCUCCGCAGCCCAUGACCCCUACGGCCCGCGCUCUCCAGGCCUAACAUCCCCCGUCGGCGCACCAGUCCACAACCCUUACGACCAGCAACAGUACAACGACCACUCCUAUGCAGGCAAUGGCUACCACGCCGUGACAGCACCUUCUCCCGUGGCUGCAUACAAGCCCCACACCAACUACAGCCCCGUACCAAUGUCCUUCUCCCCAUCAUCGGAGAUGGACCAUUCCGCAGCAGCGGCCCCAACACAAGGCUUCCAGCGCCAGCCAUCUUUUGGCUCUAGCCAGUAUCCCCCAACGUACACAUCCCAGCCUCCAUACCGCACCUUCUCCCCCGGUGCUUCUUCUUCGCCCCCUCCUGCUUUCUCAGCCCCCUCGCCUUCAGAGUAUACUUCCUACAACCCCCACGCCAAUACCACCCCAGUUCCUGAGCCUGACAACAACAGACCUCCGAGUCUGUUGCAGAGCGGUAAAAAGCCUAACUUGAAUGCUUCUAGCAACUUUUGA